Cucumis melo (muskmelon) is the source of this 2523-nucleotide messenger RNA. RefSeq names its product exocyst complex component EXO70B1. The record is from RefSeq and is a predicted model, not a curated record. Gene Ontology annotation, biological process: exocytosis. The transcript has a single exon. Gene Ontology annotation, molecular function: phosphatidylinositol-4,5-bisphosphate binding. Lineage: Eukaryota; Viridiplantae; Streptophyta; Magnoliopsida; Cucurbitales; Cucurbitaceae. Gene Ontology annotation, cellular component: exocyst. The coding region runs from base 302 to 2332 and encodes 676 amino acids.
AGAGAGAAUUCGAAAGGAAAAAAAAGAAAAAGAAAUACGUGAGGAUCAUAAACAAACUUAUUAAGAAAAAAAAAAGUCAACCUUUAACGAACAAACUGCAAAAUUAGUGGCCAAAUUAAGGUAUUAAUCCUUCUGUUUUUGCCACAUUUUCUUCUCCUCCAUUAAUCUUCACCAAAACACACAAACUGAUUUCCCCUUACAGAGACGAAUCCGUAAACACUCUUUUCGUUUCUCUCUUCUUUCCUUUCAUUUAUCUCUCCAUUUCUCCAUUUUUCUCACCAUCCCCUAUUGUUUCUUAUUCAUGGAGAAAAACCCACCCCCAGACAAGUCUGAUAGUUUUUCUAAAAAUUUCAAUAGAAGAAUUGCUAAUUUGGGCUCACCUCGUCGCACUCUUGACCCCGCCGCCGCCGCUGCUGAUGCAAAAUCAGAUUCCGAAAAGCUUGCUGCCGAUAAAGAUGAUGAUGCCUUCAUUGAAGAACCUCUUUCCGAAUCUGAUACCCUAUUAAUUUUCGAAGAGGUUGAUCGAUUCCUUGAGACUUUAUCCAAUGUUGGAGAUGAUGGAUCGAAUGUAGUCCAUGAAAUUCCGAGUUCUGUUCAUUCGUUGUCCAAAAUGGUGGAUUCCAUGAUCUCUAGAUACAGUUCUAAUAAAUAUCCGGCGAAGCUUGGUAAAGAUCCCGACAGGGAUUCUUACUUUUUCGAAGCAUUAGGUCGGAUUGCUAAGAUUGCGAUUAAACUAAGUGAAUUCCCUACCAGCGCUGCUUCCAUUCCUUCUCUAAAUCGGACCACCACGGCUCUACAGCGAGCGAUGUCGUUAUUGGAUGAAGAAUUCAGUGCCCUUUUGAAAGAAUGCAAACAUCGGGAGUUUGAUUCUAAAUCGGACAAGAAAGCAUCUAAGCAAUCGUCGUUCAAAACAAUGAGCGAAUCAACAGAUCAACAAAACAGCACCUUUCCUGAAUCAUCUGAGCCUGAUUCUGCUAGGGAAGAGACAUUCCCCUCUUUUUCGCAGGAAACUGUAUCGAACAUGAAAAGAAUUGCCGGAACAAUGAUCUCCGCCGGCUACGAGAAGGAAUGUUGUAUGAGUUACAGCUUCCUCCGUCAGAGCUCGUUCAAAGGAAUACUGAACCAGCUAGGGUAUGAAAGUAUUAGCAUAGACGAGAUUCAAAAAAUGCAAUGGGAAACACUUCAAAUGGAAAUCGACAAAUGGAUCGCCGUCGUCAAGAAAUGCUCAGAAUCUCUGUUCCCAGGUGAGUGGAAGCUUUGUGACUCUGUUUUCACCGAUCAUCCCUUCAUUUCUCAUACGUUAUUCAGCAAUUUAACAAGAGCAGUAGUCAUCAAGCUUCUCAACUUCGCAAACGCCGUCGUUUUAACAAAACGGUCAGCGGAGAAGAUGUUCAAAUUACUUGACAUGUACGAAACCAUCCGCGAUUUAAUUCCGACAAUCAAUGGCUUCCCUGAAAAUUGCAGAACAGAGUUAAUUUCCGAAGCGGAAGGGGCAAAAAAUGGGAUAGGCGAAGCAAUAGUCGGCAUUUUCUACGACCUAGAGAACUCAAUCAAAAGUGACAACGCGAAAAUUCCCGUUCCAGGAGGAGCAGUUCAUCCAUUAACACGCUACAUAAUGAAUUACCUAAAAUACGCUUGCGAGUACAAAGAAACCCUAGAACAGGUCUUCCAAUUUCUCGACCCUAAAGUCGAGGACGACCGACCAGCAAGAAUGGACGAGAACGACGACGCAUCACCGAGAAAAUCCCAACUCGCAAUUCAGAUCGCAAUGGUAAUGGAACUACUCGACGCGAAUCUCACAAUGAGAUCAAAACUAUACCGCGACCCAUCUCUUCGGUACAUUUUCCUGAUGAACAACGGAAGAUACAUAGUACAGAAAAUCAAAGGGUCAUGCGGAAUUACGGAGUUGAUGGGGGACCGUUGGUGCCGGAAACGAUCGACGAAUCUGCGACAAUACCAUAAAAAUUACCAGAGAGAAACAUGGAGUAAGGUGUUGCAGUGUUUAAGCCACGAAGGAUUGCUGGUGAACGGGAAAGUAUCGAAGCCGAUAUUGAAGGAGAGAUUCAAAAGCUUUAACGCGAUGUUCGAUGAAAUACACAAAACGCAAAGCAGUUGGGUAGUAAGUGACGAGCAGCUUCAAUCGGAGCUUAGGAUAUCGGUGUCAGCGGUGAUGAUUCCAGCGUACCGUUCAUUCGUAGGGAGAUUCAAGCAGCAUUUUGAUCCAGGAAGACAAUCGGAGAAGUACAUAAAGUAUCAACCUGAAGACAUUGAAGGUUUGAUCGAUGAUCUAUUUGAUGGAAAUACUGCGUCUAUGGGCAGAAGAAGAAUGUAAAUUUUCAUUCCAAUACAGUUUUUCGAUUUCUUUUUUCCUUUUAAUUUUCUUUCUUUUCUUUUUCUUUUCCUUUCGAAUUAAUUGAAUUUAUUGUAUUGAUAAUUUUUUUUUUCCUUUCUUAUUGUGAUUUAUUUAUUUUUCCCCAUUAACAAGGGAGGAAUAGAACAUUGAAGUGAACUCUUUUUGACCUC